Messenger RNA from Macrosiphum euphorbiae (potato aphid), 1524 nucleotides. NCBI's taxonomy places the organism in Eukaryota, Metazoa, Arthropoda, Insecta, Hemiptera, Aphididae. The record is from the annotation of a GenBank genome assembly.
AUGUAUACGCGUAAGGUCGGUCUUGUUGUUCGACAUAAUUUUAAAUCUUGCCUUUGUGUCAGACACAAAAGUGAUUUACCCACAAAACAACCAGAUAACUAUUAUGACCCGGAUGCUAUUCAUGAGAAUCCAUUGGAGAGGUGUAAGAGGUUUGUCAAAAGAGAUAUAAAUGAAUUGUGGAGAAAAGUUAAUGACCCAUUUGAUCAGUACGAAGAUGAUAAAAUAUUCCCCAAAACCGUUGACAUUUUAAUUGUUGGUGGAGGUGUAAUUGGUUCAUCCAUUGCUUAUUGGCUCCAAAAUAAAUGCAGAGAUGGAUUAACAAUUGCUGUUGUUGAAAAAGAUUUAUCGGUAAACAAAUCAGUUAUGUCUACUCAAGAGUAUGCAAAAGCAUCUUCAGUACUUUCAUGCGGAGGAAUUCGUCAACAGUUUUCACUUAAAGAAAACAUUGAAUUAUCCCAAUUCAGUGCUGAAUUUCUUCGAGAUAUCAAAAAUUACUUGACCAUUCCAGAACAGCAACCACCAGAAAUAAAUUUUAAUCCAUCUGGCUAUUUAUUUUUAGCUACAGAAAAUGGUGUGGAUACAAUGUUAAAAAAUCAUCAACUACAAAAGGAAUUAAAUGCUAAUGUUGAACUUUUAUCAAAAGAUAUGAUGAAAACUAAAUUUCCUUGGUUAAAUGUAGAUGAUAUUGAAUUAGGAAGUCUUGGAACUUUAAAUUCAGGAUGGUUUGAUCCUUGGUCCUUGUUGAAUGCAUUAAGAAAUAAAGCUAAAUCACUUGGGACAUAUUAUGUUGAAGGUGAAGUAGAAGAUUUUGGUUUUAAAGUAGAUACAAGCAUAAUGGUGGAAGAAGAUCCUAAUAAAGAAUAUGAAGGGAUUAAUAGCGUAAAAGUAAAAUUAAAAGAUGGUGAAACACAACAAAUAGUAUUUGGUAUAUGUAUAGUAGCAGCGGGUGCCGAAUCAGGAAAAAUUGCUCGAAUGGCUAAAGUUGGAAAUGGAAAAGGAUUUUUAUCCACACCUUUACCUAUUGAACCUCGUAAACGUUUUGUGUAUUAUUACCACGCACCUAAGGGUCCUUCAAUGUCUCCAAUGGUAAUUGAUCCAUCUGGAACUUAUUUCAGGCCUGACAGCUUUGACAACCAUUAUAUAUGUGGUAAAUCACCCUGUGAUACAGAAGAACCAGAAACAGUCAAUUUAGAUGUAGAUCAUGAUUUUUUUGAAAAGGAAAUUUGGGCAACACUCGCACACAGAGUACCUGCAUUUGAAGAAGCAAAAGUGAAAAGUAGCUGGGCUGGAUUUUAUGAUUAUAAUUGGUAUGAUCAAAAUGCUGUUGUCGGAGCUCAUCCAAGUUAUUUCAACUUAUUUUUUGCUGCUGGUUUUAGUGGACAUGGUAUACAACAAGCACCAGCUAUUGGCCGAGCUAUUAUGGAAAUGAUUACUGAGAGUGGAUAUAACACAAUAGAUCUUUCUAGGUUAGGUUUUGGCCGUCUAAUUGCUGAACAACCAUUAUACGAAAAGAACAUUGUCUAA